Messenger RNA from Tetrapisispora phaffii CBS 4417, 1143 nucleotides. It is a transcript of the gene MRX9, whose product is annotated as Mrx9p. Bases 1 to 1143 code for a protein of 380 amino acids. The record is from RefSeq and is a predicted model, not a curated record. The transcript has a single exon. NCBI's taxonomy places the organism in Eukaryota, Fungi, Ascomycota, Saccharomycetes, Saccharomycetales, Saccharomycetaceae.
AUGAACAUGCUUUGUAUGUUUCGUGGUAAGCCAGUGAUAAGGGGUCUUCAUACAUGCACUCCAAUCCUAAGGGCAUCGCCAAGAUAUGUAAAUAAGGUUGUCGUACUAUCAAAUAAAGCUUCGAUUUCCAAGAUUAGAUUUAGUAGUGGAAGUAUAUAUACAACAAUGGGUCACAGCCCAUUGUAUGGCAAUACAAUGGCAUCGCUAACGACCAAAUUUGCACAUAAUGGAUUACAACAUGGGACUUUCACAACUAAAAGACAUUUCCAUCAAUCUCAUUACAAGCUUUACAGCAUGGGAAAGAGGCCAUUCUUUGAAGGUCGGACCCCUGUCACAAUAUUUCGUUUGACCCCUAUGAAAAUAUUCCUAUUUGCAUUGACUUUCUACGUAAUGAUAUUUCUCUUAGUUCCAUUUAUACUAAGCAUUCUGUUACCUGCUGCUAUAUUAGGAUAUGCAUUUUUCCAAUACAGAAAAUGGAGAUUAAAUUGUGCCCUUAAAUUGUGGGUGAAUAGUCUCAUGAAAACGCAGAUGCACACUAAGUUUUCAACUUUUAACGGUUUAAGAUAUAGUAUCAUCAAUAGUGUUGAGAAGGACGCCCGUAGUCAAGUAUUUGGAUUCACCAAUACACCCAAUGGGCCGAUAUUUCGCGCAAUGAAUGACAUGACUAGGGAUUUGUCUACAGAAGCAUCUGAUAAAUUCAAGAAGUUUAUCGAAGCACGAGUUCUGGAGGCGUUUGUGAGUGACGAAGACGGGGUGAGAUCUGCUCUCGCCAGCGACCACACCUGGAAGCAAGCGAUAAAGACAUCAAGACCAUUGGGCAUCGAGUUUGGCAGAAUGGUCGAACGUUCCUUUGUGGCAAGAGACAAGAAGUACAUGACCUACGCGUUCCCACUCUCCAUAAACUCUCCAAGCGGCUCCCAGAGCCACCUCGGACGUGUCUCAAUAGUGGCAUGCCACCCACUCUCUGCUGGCUUUAACCCACCGGAUAAAACCAACUUAAAGUUAAUAUUAUGUAUCGAGAGCAACUCCAAACUGUCUCCCGACCUCUUCAUAAUAGACACCAACGGCAUGACUGGCGAGUUCUUCUCGAAGUACGAUGUCCAAAAGUUCAAAGACCACACAGAAUACACAGUUAAAAAGUAG